GGUGGGCACGCGAGCCCAUUUCCCACUCACUAAGCACUCAUUCAGCCACCCCCAGUCAAUAGCAGUCCUUCAUUUAAUACUACCUCAUCCGCAGUGUCGUUCAAUGUUUCCUCUUGAUCAUGACCUUCUUCUUGACCUUUUGUACAUUUUAGACAAUCGCACAAAUUAGCCAUUCUUCCAUCUUGCGUUUUGCUCUUAUCAAGCCUAGAAAAUACAUCCCAACACUCGAAUUGUUGGCGAGCACGAGACCACUUACCAGCUUCGCCAAUUGAAGGCCGACGUCUACCAAGAUGAUCUCGUCAUACCUCAACCCCAUCCCUACUCUACCCAAACCUCUGGGACCGCAUAAAGUUGGCACGACAGAAUGGGAGAUUCCUUCUUCAGAAAUCCCUUCUUCAGCGCCUGUACCUGACUCUAAGAUCUCAACAAUCAAGUUCCGCAUAUACUACCCUACGACCGACGAUGCCUCCUCCAAGGUGUCAGUACCGUGGCUACCGCAGCCGCAAGGAACAUGGCAAAAGGCAUACGCCGCAUUUUUAGGAUUCAAGCCUCGAGUCCAAUCUAUUCUAUCUGCCCUACCUUUCACCCUCAACUAUACAAACAUCCCUGCUGUGGCAGACGCUCCCUUAUUACCAAGAGAAAAAUCAUCUACAUACCCAGUGGCCAUAUUUUCCCAUGGCCUAGGAGGCAAUUAUAAUACCUACAGCUCAGUAUGCACAUCGCUAGCAAGUUUUGGCAUUGUGUGCGUGGCUCCCGAGCAUAGAGACGGCAGCGCCCCAGUCUCCCUUAUCCGCUCAUCAGACGGCUCAAUUGUUGAAACAAUACCUUACCAGAAGCACGCGCACACGCCGACCACUGAAGUCCUCAAUUCACGAAAUGCCCAGCUGCGCAUCCGACUGUGGGAACUCGACCAGCUUUUCUCAGUGCUUUCAAGCCUGAACGAGGGAAAAAACUUCUCCAACUACGCUUAUCCGGAGAAUAAAGCCCCUGAAAAUCCCUCUUUCAAGGGCACCCUUGACUUCCAGCCAGGGCAUGUCACAUGGGUCGGCCACUCUUUUGGAGCCGCAACCAUCGCCCAGUUCGUCAAAUCAGUCUACUACCACGAGUCCAUGCCCUCACUGAAAGGCACGCCGUAUGAAAAUGACCUCGACUGGCGACCAAUCUACAAAGCAUCCAGCAACAGCGAGUUGGUCAAACAAAUCACACCGGAGUCGCCGAUCGGCUUUCUCGAUCUUUGGACGAUGCCCCUACGCUCCGACCUGACAAAGUGGCUCUGGGAGCGGCCUCUGCCAUGUUACGACCGCAAAGUGGCCCCAGAGAGCGACCACGCCACGCCCAAUGUGGUUGCAGUCGUAACGGCAGAAUUUUACAAGUACACCGAACUGCUUAACCGAAUGAAAGCAGCGCUGUCAGCCAAGCCCGCCGAGAUUGCCGUUUUGCUUGACCGCCGAAACCCACCCAAAGAGCCAAAGUUUGAUGCCGCAACCAUCCUGACACCGCCCAACAAAGCCGCUGCGCUCGAGCCCGAACUCGACGAUGAGCUAGACUUGACUGCCAACGAAGAUGUUGGUGACAACGCAACCUCAUCAACGUCCACAUCUUCCGUGCAAAGCCGUGCUUCUUCCCCGAGUCCCAGCGAGACCUCCAGCGUAAGUUCUGCGGCAAGCUCAAAUCAGAUGGAAAGCAGCGCAUCCUUGUCAACUACUUCGUUUGCACCAGCCAUCGAGAGUACUUUGAAGAGCCCCACAGAACCGAAACUCUUCCUCAUUCCAGAGAGCGCGCACCUCUCGCAAUCCGACUUCGGCGUUCUCUUCCCACGAUUGACGAGAUAUCUGAUGAACGCGCAAGAACCCAUUGAGACUAUUCAUUUGAAUGUCCGCGCGAUUCUGGCCGCCAUGAGAGGCAUGGGCCUGGUAAUCGAGGCUUAUACAAAGGGCGAAGACAGUGAGGCCGAGAUCGACGAGAUUCUCACCGAUCGGUGCCCAGAGAAGAGAUUUGUUCCUCAAUCACUCGUUGAGUGAAUCUAAACACAUAGAACUUGCAAAUGAUACCCCCGGUCAGCUGCAAGAUGACUGGAAUCACGAAAGGCGAAUGUAUGGCGUUUUCACAUAUUGGCGAAAGGUUUUAUUUUCGACUGUGUCAUCAUGAUGGCGGAAAUGAAGGGAAGGAAGAUAUGUGCAGCAUACUGCGUCUGGUUGCAUCUGCAUAGCGAAACAUAGCAUAGCGCUUUUGUAUAAAUGACUUACGGACAAUUGACGAGAUUUGACAGUACGAUAUUCGUUCGAAUUCUUUGAUUCUCGCUAUGCUAUCAUAUUUGUAGUCUAGACCUAUCGCAGAAUGAGCAAAUGAAACCUGUAUCGUGC
Messenger RNA from Exophiala viscosa, 2363 nucleotides. Its product is annotated as 1-alkyl-2-acetylglycerophosphocholine esterase. Gene Ontology annotation, molecular function: 1-alkyl-2-acetylglycerophosphocholine esterase activity. The transcript has a single exon. Bases 291 to 2021 code for a protein of 576 amino acids. NCBI's taxonomy places the organism in Eukaryota, Fungi, Ascomycota, Eurotiomycetes, Chaetothyriales, Herpotrichiellaceae. The record is from RefSeq and is a predicted model, not a curated record.